AUGAGCUACAUGUCGGCUGAGUCGCCGAGACAAAGCGCCACGGAGCACUACGACGCGCUCGUGCAAGAGACGUCCAAGGCCGUGGGUCAGUUCAACCAAGUGACGCGCACGAUUGCUCAGAAGAUGACGCUGUUCGGGACCCCGCAGGACUCGCGGGUGAACCACCAGCAGCUCACGGAGCUCACGAAUCGCGGCAACAAACUCGUGGCGAGGAUCAAUAGGCGACUGGUGGAGCUCAACGAGGGGCUGAAGGGGGCCAAUGGACGCGCGCGGAAGAUGCAGGUGGCCAAGGUGUCGGGGGACUACAAGACGCAGCUCAGGAGCUUUGAAGAGACGUGUCAGCGACUGCUAGCAGCUGAACGGGCGGCUGUGUCGAACCUCCGUCGGUCGUCGCUCUCGUUUCGGUCGGAGGAUUAUGACAAACCCGCAGGGUUUGACGGGUACAAUGAGGAUCAGAUUUAUGCGCAAGCAAAUGUCGUGAGCUACAAUGAAGACGAUCUCGCACGACGGGAAGAAGAUAUUCUGAAGAUCAACCAGCAGCUGCAUGAGGUCAAUGCUGCGUACCAGGAGGUGGACGGGCUUGUGCAAGACCAAGGAGAGGUUGUCGUGGACAUUGAGGAGAAUACGAGCGCGGCACAGGAAAACACGCAGGGCGCGUUGAACAAUGUGCGGGAAGCGAACCGUAAGCGGCGAUGUUGUGAGUGUUCCCAGACAAAAUUGAUCUGCGUUGGUCUCUUUGCCCUCGUGGUGAUUGGCGCCAUCAUUGCAAUCAUUAUGGCAGUCAGAUAA
This is a messenger RNA of Peronospora matthiolae, 789 nucleotides long. The record is from the annotation of a GenBank genome assembly. NCBI's taxonomy places the organism in Eukaryota, Oomycota, Peronosporomycetes, Peronosporales, Peronosporaceae.